This is a messenger RNA of Branchiostoma belcheri (Belcher's lancelet), 1011 nucleotides long. Its product is annotated as sushi domain-containing protein 4-like. NCBI's taxonomy places the organism in Eukaryota, Metazoa, Chordata, Leptocardii, Amphioxiformes, Branchiostomatidae. The annotation marks the transcript as partial. The transcript is spliced from 4 exons. The record is from RefSeq and is a predicted model, not a curated record.
UCUGCGUCAGGAUGCCCCACGGUUGUCCUAUAUGGCGACUACGACACUUUGCAGGCCGGUAGGAUGACUUCCUACACCAUGACGGGAGACACCCACAAUGACCGGCCCGUGUACUACAGCAGCGUCACCUGCAACUACCUGUAUUACAACAAGCGUGACCUGGAGUGGCGCGUUGGACCGCAGUUCGACCGCAGGCCCGUGCGUGUCAGGGACUCCCACCUCUACGCUGACCAGAUCAACGGGACGUUCCGUCUGUUAAACGACGGGGAGUGGAUAGAGAACCCGGAUGUGAAGAUUGCCUGCUCUGAUGACGUCCCAGCUGGCGUGGUAGUUCUACAAUCGGUAGGGGGCGCUACAAACUGUACGAGGGUCCGUCUGCACGGCGGUGCCGACUACCAACCCUCUCUCAUGACGACCUACACCAGAACAGGCCAGACCAGUGGGGACAGACCUGUCUACGUUAGUGACACAAACAGCCAAAACUUUCUUCACUUUGUCGAAGACUUAAAGCAUUGGUGGGUGGGUCCCACGAUCGGAAAACGCAGCGGCGACGCUCGUGUCCAUAACUGCGCCAUGACACCUGACCAGAUCAGGUCACCGUGGAACCUUUUUGACGGGAAUCAAUGGCAAGUCGUCUGGUCGGUUACUGCCAGCUGUGUUGGAAAACUCUGUCAACAACUGAUGGCACCUUCUAACGGCAACAUCAGCGGCGGUAGUUCUUGUGGGGACGUCGUUACGUAUCAUUGUGACGCUGGAUACGAGAUCAGCGGCGAUGAAAAACGAACCUGCCAGUCGGACCAGACCUGGAGCGGCACUCAGCCUACAUGCGCCCGAAAACCCUGCCCAGAGCUACCGCAUCCAACCAACGGCAACAGGACAGAAGGUCAUCUUUACGGAGACACAGUCACCUUUUCCUGUAUUGAAGCCUACGAACUGAUUGGUUCUGAAAACAGAACUUGUCAGACCAACCAGAGCUGGUCCGGCGUGCAGCCCGUUUGCUCCAGUAGGUGA